This is a messenger RNA of Acanthamoeba castellanii str. Neff, 891 nucleotides long. RefSeq names its product Replication factor C protein. Gene Ontology annotation, cellular component: nucleus; DNA replication factor C complex. The record is from RefSeq and is a predicted model, not a curated record. Gene Ontology annotation, biological process: DNA repair; DNA-templated DNA replication. Lineage: Eukaryota; Discosea; Longamoebia; Acanthamoebidae. Bases 1 to 891 code for a protein of 296 amino acids. Gene Ontology annotation, molecular function: ATP hydrolysis activity; ATP binding; DNA binding. The transcript has 9 exons.
AUGAGCAAGGAGCUUUCAUUCGCCGGGGCGAAGCGUGCAGCCAAGAUCCCCUGGGUGGAAAAAUACCGUCCGAAAAAGGUCGACGAUGUGGCGCACCAGGAGGAGGUGGUGCGAGCGCUCAAGAAAUCUCUGGACACAGGCAACCUGCCCCAUCUGCUCCUCUACGGCCCGCCCGGCACAGGUAAGACCUCUACCGCCCUUGCCAUCGGCCACGAACUCUAUGGGCCUGAAUUGUUCAAGACGCGUGUGAUGGAACUCAACGCAUCUGACGAGCGAGGCAUCAACGUCAUCCGUUCCAAAGUCAAGUCCUUCUCGCAGGUGGCCACCGCUGCAGCUUCUUACAACGGCAGACAGAUCAUCGAUCCGCUGGCCUCGCGUUGCGCCAAGUUCCGAUUCCGACCGCUCGAGGGCGACACCAUGGGUGACAAGCUGGUUGCGAUCUGCUCACAGGAGAACCUCCACAUCACUGAAGAGGCACUCAGAACGGUGGUGAGCAUAUCGGGCGGUGAUUUGCGUAAGGCGAUCACGACCCUGCAGUCUGUAAGCAGCCUCUACGAUGAGAAGGAGGUCACGGAAGACGCUAUAGUCGAGGUGGCCGGGGUGAUUCCACCCAAGAAGGUGGACCGACUGAUGGACGCCUGCGCCAGUGGUUCGUUCUUCCGACUUCAGUCUGCCGUGACGGACAUGACGAUGGACGGCUACUCCUCUGCUUUGGUGCUGAGCCAAAUGCACGAUCGGAUUGUGGACGCGGCGCUCAGCAACAAGCAGAAGGCGGAGAUCAUGAAGAGACUCGCGGCGGCGGAUCAGGCGCUCGUGGACAGUGCAGAUGAAUUCCUUCAGCUGUUUGACGUCUGCGCCUUCAUGAUGCGAGUCUAUGGCCUCAAGGAUUAG